GGGGCUCCAGGGUGCAAAAUAACUGAACACUACCCUCAGAAUGAGGUCAAGGCAGCUGGUGUGUGGGAUCUGGAGUCUGUGCUUCACGUUCUGCCUUUUCUGCAUCUUUCUUCACCAAACCACAGCAAAAAGAAAACUGAAGUUUGUGUCCGUAGUGUUCCGCCACGGUGAUCUUACCCCGCAGGAGUUUUUUCCAGCUGACAAAAACAAAGAAGUUGCAAGGCAGCAUGGAUACGGACAGCUUACCAAGCUUGGCAUACAGCAACAGUACGAGCUUGGACAGUACAUGCGGAGAAGAUACUCUCAUUUCCUGAGUGUCGUUUACAAGCAGAAUGAGAUUUAUGUGCAAAGUACUGACUGUGAUCAAACACUUAUGAGUGCUCAGGCGAGUCUUGCUGGGCUGUAUCCACUGACACAAGGCCAGAUUUGGAACCCCAGAAUCCUUUGGCAGCCAAUUCCAGUUCACACAGUGCCACUGUCACAUGAUAAUUUGCUGUACUUACCUUUCUCACACUGCCCAAAAUACAAUGAACUUCUAAGAGAAACCUUUGCAACAAGGGAUUUCCAAAGGCAGUUCAAGCAGUACAGGCCAUUUCUCAAAUUUUUAGCAUCUCACACUGGAUACCCACUGAAGAAGUUGAACACUGAAAGAAUUUGGAAGCUCUCUGACAUUUUACAAUAUGAGGAUAUUAACAAUUACACUUUACCUGUUUGGGCGACUCGUGGCGUCAGGACCAAGCUGAUAAAGCUCUCAGAAUUGUUAUUACAGGCAGAAUUUGGGUUCCACAAACAAAUACAAAAAUCACGUUUGCAGGGAGGUAUUCUUUUAAAAACUAUUCUAAAGCAUAUCUCAGAUGCUAGAAGGCCUUCACAUCAACAAAAAAUGGUUAUGUAUUCUGCGCACGCAGCCACCAUUGUUGCCUUACAGAUGGCACUCAAUGUUUUCAAUGGGAAAUUGCCUCCUUACAGUGCCUGUCAUUUUUUUGAACUUUACCAAGAAAAAAAUGGGCAAUACACCAUAGAAAUGUACUAUCGGAAUAAUUCUUUGAGAGAUCCCCACCCCCUCACUCUCCCUGGCUGCAAAUUUCACUGUCCACUAGAGAGAUUUACUCAUUUGGUUUCCCCAGUCCUCACGCAACAUUGGACAAGAGAAUGUAGGAUAUAGGACACCAAAAAAAGGUGCACCCUCCGGGACAUUCAGCAUUUAUGAAAAAUCUCCUCCCACGAUGUGAUGUUACGACAGUCUAACAUUUCACAUUAACUUCCAUCAGCAUGACCAACAGUCUCUUGAUCUUUAACAAAUGAAAACAUUCAGUCUCUUUCCAAAAAGACAGCAAGGCUAAUUGUCAACUUUGAAAGAAAAAUAAUUUGUGACUUCAAAUAGCUUUACAAACACCUUCCUUUUGUUAUGUUACUUUUAUAAUGUACUCUGGUCUGAUAAUAUAAAGUCUGUGCUUCUGAGAAAUCAGCCUGUGUUGUUUUUGUCAUUAACAAAAAGAUCCUACUGACAACACAUAAUAAAAGACUCUACAGCUAUGUGCUGGUUAAAACAU
Molecule: messenger RNA, 1553 nt
Organism: Anas platyrhynchos (mallard)
Lineage: Eukaryota; Metazoa; Chordata; Aves; Anseriformes; Anatidae
Product: prostatic acid phosphatase-like
Biological process (GO): dephosphorylation
Cellular component (GO): plasma membrane
Molecular function (GO): phosphatase activity
Source: RefSeq, a predicted model, not a curated record